This is a messenger RNA of Paramecium primaurelia, 165 nucleotides long. Lineage: Eukaryota; Ciliophora; Oligohymenophorea; Peniculida; Parameciidae. The record is from the annotation of a GenBank genome assembly.
AUGCAUAAAUUUGAUUCUUAACUUUUUAAAUUAUCAGUUUCUUAGAAUGAGUGGGAUUUAACAAUAAGAGUAUUAAUAUAAUAAAUAUAAUAAUAGAAUAAAAAGUGGAAGGCAUAAAUAGAAAACAAAUUCAUUACAAAGUUGAUAAUGAAUAAUGGCUUAUGA